CUCCCUCAGUCUUUAUCUCCUUGGCCUCUCUCUCCUUCGCCAUUUCUAUGUUUAGCAGAAUCGCCAUGACCAACUCUAUUGUUCUUCUUCUGUUUUCCUUAAUUUUCUUAGAACAUGGAUGGUUGUUUCAAAGGGUCUCCUCUCUUGGCAUAAACUACGGUCAAGUUGGCGACAAUCUUCCUCCACCGGACAAAGUUCUACAACUCUUGAGCUCACUCCAUAUCAAUAAGACAAGAAUCUACGACACAAACCCUCGAGUCUUAACCUCAUUCGCCAAUUCCAACAUCGAGAUCUUCGUUACCGUCGAAAAUGAAAUGCUUCCCAACUUAGUCGACCCUCAACAAGCUCUCCAGUGGGUUACUACCCGUAUAAAACCAUACUUUCCGGCCACCAAGAUCGGCGGUAUUGCCGUCGGAAACGAACUAUACACUGACGAUGACUCAAGCCUCAUAGGAUAUCUUGUGCCUGCAAUGACGAGCAUUCAUGGUGCUUUGGUCCAAACCGGGCUAGACAAGUACAUUCAAGUAUCGACACCAAAUUCACUAUCGGUCCUUCAAGAAUCUUACCCUCCCUCCGCCGGGUGUUUUAGGCCGGAAGUAGCCGGCGUAAUGACACAGCUAUUAAGUUUCUUGCGUAACACGAAAUCUCCUUUUUGGAUCAACGCUUACCCUUACUUCGCUUACAAGGAUUCGCCAACUAAGAUCCCAUUAGACUACGUCCUCUUCAACCCUAACCCUGGAAUGGUUGACCCUUACACAAAGUACCACUACGACAACAUGCUCUACGCUCAAGUGGACGCUGUGAUAUUUGCCAUGGCGAGGCUUGGCUAUAAAGAUAUUGAAGUUGGGGUCUCGGAGACAGGGUGGCCGUCUAAAGGUGAUGGAGAUGAGGUUGGAGCCACCCCGGCCAACGCAGCGGUUUAUAACAAGAAUCUUCUGAAGAGACAACUUCAGAGUGAAGGAACGCCAUUGAGACCAAACAUGAGUUUUGAUGUUUAUCUCUUCGCUCUCUUCAAUGAAGACCUCAAACCAGGACCAACCUCUGAGAGAAACUAUGGACUGUAUCAACCUGAUGAGACCAUGGCUUACAAUGUAGGUUUACUAUCAUCUUCAUCAUCAACAUCAUCAUCAUCUACUUCAAGUUCUAUUAUAUCCCUCACUUCCUCUGCCUCCACGGGUAUAAAGAAGGGAACGCAACAGUUGAUAUAUUGGACAUGCCUUUAUUUGUUGGCCAUUCAAAUGCUAAUUAGAAGACCGUACUAGAAGCAAAAGGAAAUUCAGAGAGAGCUUCUAUAAUAUAUUUGUAAAUAGAGAGAUCAGUCCACUAAUGCGGUUCAUUUUUUCAACGAGAAGAAUUAAACUAUUCUCAAAAGUGUCUCAGAUGAUUCUUUGAAGACAACACAAAUCAGAAAAUUAAUUAACUUGAGAAGUGGAUGUAGUACUACUGCAAAACGAAUCCAAUGUAUAAAAACAAAACAAAAAAACUGACGAUUCAUAUUAUAGAAAUGUAUUAGUAUUUGUCUUAUUAGUAAACGUGUGUAACUUAGUUUUCGUGUUGAUUCAUAACUG
Messenger RNA from Capsella rubella, 1568 nucleotides. Its product is annotated as glucan endo-1,3-beta-glucosidase 11. Gene Ontology annotation, molecular function: hydrolase activity, hydrolyzing O-glycosyl compounds. The record is from RefSeq and is a predicted model, not a curated record. NCBI's taxonomy places the organism in Eukaryota, Viridiplantae, Streptophyta, Magnoliopsida, Brassicales, Brassicaceae. Bases 48 to 1262 code for a protein of 404 amino acids. Gene Ontology annotation, cellular component: plasma membrane. The transcript is spliced from 4 exons. Gene Ontology annotation, biological process: carbohydrate metabolic process.